CGAACUUUUGGCGGUAAAACUAAAGAUAACAUAGGUUAAGAUCGUUAAUACUGCAUAGUCUAUGCCUAUGGUUUAUAGCAUAGAUUGUUUAUAGUUUAUAUUUUAUAUCGGUCUCUUCAUGGUCUCCAUAGAAUAGAUGGUGGUCCUUUUUUAUGAUUAUCAACGAUUAGCAACUUGCAAAGAUGGUGUUAUUCUUAACUUUAUGAGUUCAACUUAUCAUUUGAAUCAGGAGGAUAAUGGUAUCUCGUUAUCAGUGACAAAUGUCAAAAAACCAAAAUAACAUUUUAAUCGAUUUUCAAUUAUUGUGUUCAAUGAGUAAGCCUAAGCUCUUUUUGUAAAACAGUGAUGUCUUAUAGACAAAAGGCACCAGUUUAAGGUUAAUUUGUGAAGAUCCAGCAAGUGCAUGUCUAUUUAUCUUGAAUUUAACUCUGCAAAGGAUUUAAUCUACAUUUCAACAUGGCAUUUGCUGGACUGAAAAAGCAGAUAAACAAAUGCAAUCAAUAUGUCACCGAAAAAAUGGGUGGUGCAGAGGGUACAAAACUUGAUUUGGACUUCAUGGACAUGGAGAGGAAAACUGAUGUUACAUACGAAUUGGUGGAGGAAUUACAAGUGAAAACUAAAGAAUUCCUUCAACCUAAUCCAAACGCUCGAGCCAAAAUGGCUGCAGUAAAGGGAAUUAGCAAACUAAGUGGCCAAGCUAAGUCCAACACUUACCCUCAACCGGAAGGUGUUUUGGGAGAUUGUAUGUUGACUUAUGGGCGAAAGUUAGGGGACGACAGUAUGUUCGGACAAGCAUUAGUUGAAAUGGGGGAAGCAUUGAAACAAAUGGCCGAUGUGAAAUAUUCACUGGAUGACAAUAUCAAACAAAACUUUUUAGAACCUCUCCAUCAUUUACAUACAAAGGAUCUCAAAGAAGUGAUGCAUCACAGAAAGAAACUUCAGGGACGCAGGUUGGAUUUCGAUUGUAAAAAAAGACGCCAGGCUAAAGCAUUUAAAACUUCGGGAAGUCCCUAUAGCAGUCCAAUUAAGAGUCUGCACGGUUCGCACAUAAGUGAUGAUGAAAUUAAGACUGCAGAAGAUAAGUUUGCAGAGUCGCUGCAUUUAGCUCAAAUGGGAAUGUUUAAUUUAUUGGAAAACGAUGUAGAACAAAUUUCACAACUGGCUACUUUUGCAGAAGCCUUGUUAGAUUACCACAGCCAGUGUACAGAUAUUUUGAAAGGCAUAACAGAAACCAUACUUUUAAAAAAAGAUGAAGCGGCAAAUCGUCCGAAAAUGGAAUUCGUUCCCAAGACACUGCACGAUCUAGAAGGAGUGACCGACGGAUUUAAUGGUACAAGUAGCCAUUUCGCCCCUAAUAGUUUUCCAACGCAGCCCUUUAACCUUCCUCCCAGUCAUGUCUCAAAAGUUUCUAAUUACCGACCCUCACCCGACCCUUUCGAUUCAUGGAGUUUUCAAGGUUCUUCACUGUUGUCUUCUCCACAAAAUAAACCGCAUGUUCAGCUAGAUUUUGGACAACAAUCUGCAAAUGCUUCGCCAUUACCGUCCCCUAUGAAGUCACCCGCAAGAAGUCCCAUGACUCGAACCCCAUGUUGUACAGCGCUUUAUGACUUUGAGCCAGAAAAUCCUGGAGAAUUGGGAUUUAAGGAAAAUGAUGUUAUCACAUUAAUAAAUAAAAUUGAUGAAAAUUGGUUCGAGGGUAGUGUAAAUGGCCGUACCGGUUAUUUCCCCGUAACAUACGUCAAAGUGGAUGUUCCAUUACCAUGAGUUACUGGCUAGAGAUGUUACCAAAUUUUUAAUUUUGAUUUUUUUUAUUUAAAUAAAUUUAUUACCUACUUUAAUUUACAGAGAAAGAUGGCCUCCAUGUAGCUAUUAGAUAGGUAUUGAUCCAACAUUCUGUAUACAGUAAUCAACUUAAAUAUAGGUACACCAUUAAAUUAUUACUUUUUUUUUUUUAAAUAUAUUACUUGUAUUGGCUAUGUAACUCAUUUACAAUAUCGAGUAAAUGUUGGAUAAAACGGAAAUAUUUACAAAUCUUAAAAAAAUUAUUUACAAAGAUGUGAUUUAACUAAUUAUUUAUUACAAAUAUUUCGAUUAUUUCCAACACUAAGGAACAUUUACACGGUACAAUUGCGUGCAGCGUAUACGAAGUUAAACAAUGGUUUUUAUGGAGAAUUGAGAGAAUGUUUAUUACUAAUUGAUUAUUCAUUGAUCAUUUAAACAAUACGGAAAUGUUAAGUAUUGCUUUUUAUUUUCAUUUAACAGAGAAUAAUCAUGGUAAACAUUUAAUGUCCGUAAUACAUAUACACCAAUGAAUAGUUAGUUAUGAUGAAAUGAUAAGUGAUCUGACCUGGCACAGGUAAAAAAAAAAAACAAGUUAUGUUACUGUGACAAUUGAUGUACGUUAUGGAUCGAAAAUGUUUUGUUAUAUAUUAUGUUUUUAAAAAAAAAGCUCAAUAUUUUUAGUGUAAUACAGAUUAUAGACAUUAUUAGUGUUAAUAUAUUAGCUAAUUGAAUUUAAAAAAUUAAAUGUUCAAUUCAUUACAAAUGUUUCGACUUAUGAUAAAUAUGCACUUACGUGUGUUAAAUUAUUAAAAAACAAUGAAACUAAUAAUAAUAAUGCAGUAGAGGUGUCCUACAGAAUAUACUCAAUGUUAAUUAAUUUUUUAAAUGUUCCAUGUUGUAUUAGUGUAAUAAGUGAAAAUGUAAUUUCUGUUUCAGGUGUAAUUUGUGCAAAACGUUACGUUCGAAUUGAAUAUAAAAGCUUUUCAAAUCCUCUGAUCACUGCAUGAUAUGUAUGUAAAUAAUAUAAGUCGAAAUAUUAGUAGACAACAACUUUCGAAAUUACCAAAGUAAAUUAAAAAUGUUUAUUAUUAUUAUUGUUAUUCAAAACUGUAGGUUUUCAGUAAGCAUAUAUGUAAAAUGUUUUGUAACAACAACACUACACCAGAUGGGUAACAUAGAAAAUACAUGUAUAGUCUGAUAGGGUGAGUUAAAAUUAAGAAACUUAAGAAUUGUACAAAUUAUCAGAGGGGUAACAUGUUCGCGUUCAAAUUUUGAACUCGCUCAAUCAGCAAUAACUUUUGAAAAUAAACGUUUAAUUUUUCCAUCUGGUUAUACGACAAUACAUAGAUGUUAUAAAUAAGUAAAGGCUACUAUAUUCUUAUGAAAGUUGUCUUAAAAUGUAUCUCUGUUUUAAAUGCUUCUCGAGCUACAUCUUGCCUGUCAUUUAAAAUGUAUUUUCAACGUUUUCCAUGCCUGUUGCAUAAUAUAAGCGUCUAAAACUGUUAUUAAUACAUAUGUAUAAAAAACAAUAAGUAUUCUAUUCUCUGCAAAUACAUUCUGCGUGUCAAAAGCUGUGUGUUUAAUAAAAAGAAAUUAUAUGUUUGUGAAAGUUAUGCAUAUAAUAGAAAGAUUGCCAUUUUUUUUCUUUUUUUGUUCUUUGCUUCGUGCUUAAAUUUUUUUUAAAAGUCUGAUAAGAAAUUUGUGGUAAACUCAACACAGUUAUAAAACUGUUUUGUGUACCUUUAAUUUUAAAGUUCAACUGAUAUAUUGUUCUAUCAUUAAAAAACUGUAAAUUGUAUAAAUUUAACUUUUAAAAAUAUGUAUUUGUUAAAUUUAAAAUACGAACAGUUCCUAGAUUUAAUAGAAGGAGAUGUAUACCUAAUUGAUUACCAUUUGUAUGUAGAAUUGAAUUUUCAGUUCCACAUAUGCAAAUGAAUAUUGAUAUAUCAUGCAACUUGUGACACGUGAUUUACUGCAAAUUUUAUUCGUAAUGUUUCGAUUUUUUUAAAAAUUACUUAAGCAAUAACGACGUUUGUUUAUGUGCACAAUAUGCAAAGAAAGAAUAUAUGCCUAUAAUAUAAAUAAAUAUUGCUUAUUUUUGAAAAAAGCCGAACUUAAUUUUCUGUAAAAAGAUAGUUACCAAAUUUCUUAUAUGUAGUCUAUUUCCAAAAUACUAUAACUGUUAGACAAACAUAACAAAUGCAGUGUUAACGUUAAUAUGUAAUUGUGGAUCAAUUAAACAGUGUAGAAGAAUUA
This is a messenger RNA of Agrilus planipennis (emerald ash borer), 4038 nucleotides long. RefSeq names its product endophilin-A (gene EndoA). Gene Ontology annotation, cellular component: presynapse; cytoplasm; glutamatergic synapse. Lineage: Eukaryota; Metazoa; Arthropoda; Insecta; Coleoptera; Buprestidae. Gene Ontology annotation, biological process: synaptic vesicle uncoating. Gene Ontology annotation, molecular function: protein binding. The record is from RefSeq and is a predicted model, not a curated record. The transcript is spliced from 13 exons. The coding region runs from base 457 to 1764 and encodes 435 amino acids.